Molecule: messenger RNA, 476 nt
Organism: Staurois parvus
Lineage: Eukaryota; Metazoa; Chordata; Amphibia; Anura; Ranidae
Source: the annotation of a GenBank genome assembly
AUGCACUGUGUCCCUCGGACACAGCGGAUCACCGAUCAUGGAAAGAGCCGAAGAUGUCGGCUCAGUCAUGUAAUCAGCUGUGUCCAAUCACAGCUGAUCACAUGGCACUGAUGAUCGGUGUGCCCUGAUGAUCAGUGUAGCCCCAGCAGUGCCACCUGUCAGUAUCCAUCAGUGCCUUAUGUCAGUGCUCAUCAGUGCCUCAUGCCAGUGCCUAUCAGUGCCACAUAUCAGUGCCCAUCUGAGCUGCCUUUCAGUGCCACCUGUUAGUGCUGCCAGUCAGUGCCACCUAUCAGUGCCGCCUAUCAGUGCCAUGUAUUAGUGCUGCCUUUCAGUGCCCAUCAGUGAUGCCUGUCAAUGCCCAUUAGUGUCACCUACCAGUGCCUCCUCAUCAGUGCCACCUAUCAGUGUCCAUCAGUGCAGCCUCAUUAGCGCACAUCAGUGAAGGAGAAAAAUCACUUAUUUACAAAAUUUUAUAA